AGUUCAACACAUUCAGUCCGCCGCGAGCAAUUGUAGGGGAUACAUUGUUGCUUGAUACGCGCUAUCGCAACGACAGUUUUUAUAUACUAUAUUAAUUAUCAAAUAAUAAUAAUUGUAUCUAUUAAACGUGCUACUGUAAAUUUAGAUAAGUGUUUUUUACAUUAUUAAUAAGUGUAACAAGUGGUCUUCGCGUUGCCCGCGACUCUUCCUUGGUAAAAUCGCUGAAGUGUAAAGAGACAAAAUGAACGGCUUAAACGGUCACACAAAUGGCGAGCUGAACGGCGCCGGCGACAUCAUCACUCAGAACCAACAGCGCGGCUGGUGGACCAUCGGUCUCAUCAACUCGCGAUACCGGUACCUCACCGCGGAGACCUUUGGAUUCAAGAUCAACGCCAACGGCACCAGCUUGAAGAAGAAACAGAUUUGGACCUUGGAGCCCGCCUCCGGGAGCGCUAACGACAGUAUGAUUUAUCUGCGCUCCCACCUGGACAAGUACCUCGCCGUGGACUCAUUCGGGAACGUCACCUGUGAAGCUGAUGAAAAGGAGCCCGGCAGCAAGUUCCAAAUCAGUGUAUCUGACGAUUCGUCGGGUCGUUGGGCGCUGCGGAACGUGGAGAGAGGCUAUUUCCUCGGCUCCAGUUCAGACAAGCUGACCUGCACUGCGAAGGUUCCAGGUGAUGCAGAACUUUGGCAUGUACAUUUGGCUGCCAGACCACAGGUAAACCUUCGGUCGAUCGGCCGUAAGCGAUUCGCCCAUUUGUCCGAAAGCCUGGACGAGAUUCACGUCGACGCCAAUGUUCCAUGGGGUGAAGACACCCUCUUCACACUGGAAUUCCGCGCUGAUGAGGGUGGCAAGUACGCCUUGCACACCUGCAACAACAAGUACCUUAGCGCACCUGGAAAGCUGCUGGACUCGUGUAGUGCGUCGUGCCUAUUUAGCGCAGAGUAUCACGCGGGAGCCCUGGCGCUCCGAGACGCCGAAGGGGCUUACUUGGCGCCCAUCGGGUCCAAGGCCGUGCUCAAGACGCGCUCUACUGCCGUCACCCGCGACGAGCUCUUCUCACUCGAAGACAGCCUGCCGCAGGCCGCGUUCGUUGCUGCCCUCAACGACAAAUAUGUGUCAGUUAAACAGGGCGUCGACGUGACGGCUAACCAAGACGAGAUUUCCUCGCACGAGACCUUCCAGCUGGAGUUCGAUUGGGCGACGAAGCGCUGGUACAUCCGAACUAUGCAGGACCGCUACUGGACUCUCGAGACCGGAGGCGGCAUUCAAGCCAGCGGAGACAACAAGUCUUCCAACGCGCUGUUCGAGCUGGAGUGGCAAGGAGGAGGCUCCGUGGCGUUCCGCGCCAACAACGGCAAGUACCUCACCACCAAGAGAUCGGGACAUCUCUACGCCAACACGGAUACCGUCGAAGACAACUGCAAAUAUUACUUCUACCUCAUCAACAGGCCGAUCCUGGUGCUGAAGUGCGAGCAAGGCUUCGUGGGUCCGAAGGGAGUGCGCAUGGAGUGCAACAAAGCCAACUACGAGACCAUUCAGGUGGUGCGGGGACCCAAAGGAGCGGUCUACUUCAAAGGCUCCAACAACAAGUACUGGCACGCGGACAGCGAGGCCGUCACCUGCGAUGCUGACGCGCCUCAGGGCUUCCACCUGGAGCUGCGCGAGCCGACCCGUUUGGCGAUCCGGUCCGCGGAAGACGGGCGCUACCUGGCGGCCGUCAAGAACGGCAACUUCCGCCUCGCCUCCGCCGACCUCUCCUCCGCCACGCAGUGGGAGUACUAAGCGUCGGCUCCCACUCCCGGCCCCCGCCGGGGGAUCGCGAGGGAUCCUCUCACGGGAGCGACGAAACCUUAUAAUCUUGGAAGUGUUUUUAUUCUUUGUCGAUACUCGAAAACUGCGUGUAAAAUAUUAAUUAACGUUUUCAAACGUCGUCUUUCACUAACCGCUUUUACGUCUGUUAAACGCGAGACCGUCUGUUAAUACUCUUCCCGUAGCUAUUUAAAUCUAAAUUAUUGAAUUUUACGUUAACGCGAGGCGCGAAACUUAAUUUAAUGUCGAAGUACGUGGCGGGUGCGCGGCCGAACGAGCCAAUCGGCUGAUUUGCAAAACAAUCCGCCGCUUCUGGGGAAGUUGAAGGUGAAACGGGAAUGUUUCGCAUUUGCCCGACGAGCGAAUUGAGCGCCUCUGCCCGGAUGCAUUUAGUAUGAUUAAGGUAUAUUUAUCGCAGAUUUGCGAAUGUGAUCGUAUGGAAAUAUCGCUUGUCUAAUUUUAUUAUUAUAAUUAUAAAUAUUUUAUCGCUAGAUCUGCCUUCAGGGUCGCUUACGAAUUAUUUUUUUUACGGGAUGCUUAAUUUAUAUUUGUGAAUUCGGGAUCACACAUACGAGAGUGGGCCCUCGUCUACGGAGCUGCUCCGGCGCACGAAGUCUGUCGUGAGAUGUGUAAUUAGUUAAGUUAACGUAAGCGACGUCGUAGAAUUAAGCAAGUGCUCCGAGAGGAGAACAGAGGAGAUGAGAGGAGAGUCCAUUCCAAAUUUUUACACGUAUUUUAUCCGCUGCGAGACGUCAUGAAAUCUGAAUAUACGAGGUGAUUACACUGAUCCUACAUUUAAAAUAUUUGUACGAUAAUGUCUUUUGUAAACUAUUUAAGUGAAUAAUAAAUUAUAAUCAUUUUGUGAA
Molecule: messenger RNA, 2679 nt
Organism: Pieris rapae (cabbage white)
Lineage: Eukaryota; Metazoa; Arthropoda; Insecta; Lepidoptera; Pieridae
Gene: singed
Product: protein singed
Exons: 11
Coding region: 242-1786 (514 amino acids)
Biological process (GO): actin filament bundle assembly; cell migration; establishment or maintenance of cell polarity
Cellular component (GO): cytoplasm; actin cytoskeleton
Molecular function (GO): actin filament binding; protein-macromolecule adaptor activity
Source: RefSeq, a predicted model, not a curated record